Messenger RNA from Zea mays, 1806 nucleotides. RefSeq lists its product as uncharacterized. The coding region runs from base 110 to 1381 and encodes 423 amino acids. Gene Ontology annotation, cellular component: nucleus. The transcript is spliced from 6 exons. Gene Ontology annotation, biological process: regulation of DNA-templated transcription. The record is from RefSeq and is a predicted model, not a curated record. Lineage: Eukaryota; Viridiplantae; Streptophyta; Magnoliopsida; Poales; Poaceae.
UCACUCUUCCUCCCUCCUGCCUGAAAAAAUCAGAUCCCGCGCUUCGCAGCGGAGUGCGUGCCAAUCCAGCUUCCAUCUCCCGCCUCCCCCACGCCCCCGGCCCCCCAUCAUGGCGUCCUCGUCGCCUCAACUCAAGGAACCGUCGUCCGCGGUGAAGCGGGCGUCGACGGGCCCGACGGCGCUGCCCGAGCGCAACAAGAGGAAGACGUCGCCCUCGCUCCCCGAGGCCUCGGGUGCCACACAGCAGCCGGCCAAGCGGAAGCCGCCGUUGUUCCAGCGCGCGUGGUCCCCCGGCGACGAGGUCCGGAUCCUGGAGGCCCUCGCCACGUACCGCCGUGAACAUGGCGGCCGCCUGCCAACGCCGGUUGAGCUAUUCGGCGCGCUCGAUGGCAGCCUCGAGAAGGAAGGCGUCGGAGCAAAGGAGCUCGCCAUCAAGCAGCGCAGCCUCAAGCGCCGCUACGACCGGGACGUUAUGAAGAAUGCUCCGCCCGCCGAUAAACACGAACGCCGCCUCUACCUCCUCUCCAAGCACGUAUGGGGACGCGUUCCGCCAACCAGACCACCGGUUGCCAAGGUCCGAAGUGCUACUCAAGCGAAGUGCGCCGGCGCCCAAGCAAGCAACGCCGCUGCCCAAGCCCAAGCGAAGAGCGCCGACCGCCAGUCCGGCAAGGAGGCGCUGAAGCCCAAGGCCAAGACUUUGGAUGAGAUGCGCGAGCUGUAUCCUUACCUGGUUGAUGAGGCCACGAUCCUUGUCGAACCGGCGGUGCUGGAGAGAGUGCUCCUCAACAUUGAAGACAUCGACGCCCAGGUGUUGGACAAGAAGAUCAGGAAGGCGAGGAAGCAGCUCGCCGGUGCCAUCACGGAAUCGGCAAGGAUUAACAACAUGGAAAUGCCUACAAUAUUUCUGUUUACAUCCAGCAAGCUUCAACCAGAAAAGUUAAGAGUGGAAAAUGACAAUAAUCUUUUGGUUGAUCAUUUGGAGAAAAUGGAUGAUGUGGAUAUUUGUGCUAAACAACGAUUGGCAAGAGUGGAACAUGAAGUAAUGGAGUUGAGACAGACUGUAAUAGCUUACCAGGCUCAGGCAAAGGGUAUAAUAUGUGAAUCAGCCAAGAGUGGUCUUCAAUCAAUUGUAGCUGAAAAUCAGACUCCAGCCAAUGUACUACAAAAGAAGACAGAAGUACCAAAUGGCUUGAUCCAUAAAAAGAAUGCGGCGGUUACAUCAAAAUAUUAUUGUGCCGUUCCCCACAAUGUUCCUCCCAAUAAGCCGAAAAUGCAAGGGGUGAUGUUGCCACCAUUUAAGGUGUUUCCUGGUAUGCCUAGGAAGAUUGACAAAAGUCCAACUCCAAGCAAAGCGAUUUGUAAGGGGCCAUAUGUUGAUUAGGUUAUAAAGGCGACGACCAGGUUUCCUUUGUAACAUAGCUCUACUAUGUGUUUCAUAAAAAAAAAUAUGUGGCAGCGAGAUCGUGCUUUGUUGAUUCUGCCCAGCAUCGUCUACAUUUCUUGCUGGGUAUGUCUUGCCGCAUCUCAUUUUGGUCCAAGCUGCACCAUGAUCCAGCACAGCAGUAUGUAUGGCUCGAACUGUUCUGGGUCUCAUAAGACUACCGCACCCUGUAAAUAUAGUAGUGGGUCUAUAUUUUGGUGAAAUGUCUGCAAAAAAGGUUAUCUAGAUGUUGCAGAUGUCCUGUCAAACUGAUGACAUUAUUAGCAACGAGUGUCCUCUGAUGCACUAGUACCACUGUAAGAUUGUUGAACUCUGGUUGUAAUCCUUGUUAAGCAAUGAAGCUCACAUCUUAUAUGCUGAUACAA